AUGAAGACGACAUCUGUGCGUAAGCUGCUACCUGAGACCUGGGGAUUCCUCUGCCCUGUGCACACCCCUGAUGGUACUCCCUGUGGUCUGUUGAACCAUCUUGCUGCCCCUUGCCAGCCCGUGGUAAGGAUAGCCUCUCCGGAGGGCGUGAUCCCGGGCCUUGAGGAAGAGUUGGCUUCCCUUGGAGUGCAGCUGGUCCGCAGUAGUAAGACCUCUACGGCUAACUAUGGUGCUGGGGAGAAUGCCUACGUCACUCUGGACGGCCGUGUGCUCGGUAAAGUUGCCAGGAGCCGUCUUGAGGCGGUAGCCGAGGAGCUGAGGAGGCUCAAGAUCGAUAAGGAUUGCCCAGGGGUGCCUGCCGACCUUGAGAUUGUGGCCUGCCAGACCCCGGCCUCCUUCGAGGGCCUCUGGCUCUUCACUGGCCCCUGUAGGAUGGUCCGCCCUGUUCGGGACCUGGCCACCGGUAACGAGGAGCUUGUUGGUCCUAUGGAGCAGGUCUUCCUCAAGAUAGCCGCUACUAGGGAGGACUUGGAAGCAUCCACUAAAACGUCUAGUGUCCCCGAGAACAUCCCAAUGAAGUACACUCAUAUCGAGCUGAGUCCCAUAUCUAUGUUAUCGGUCAUCGCUGGUCUCACCCCGUUCUCUAACCAUAAUCAGAGUCCUCGUAACAUGUACCAGUGCCAGAUGCUUAAACAGACUAUGGCCAUACCCUAUCUCAACCAUCCUUACCGCACUGAUAACAAGGUCUAUAAGAUUACCUAUCCUCAGUUCCCUAUGGUUCGCACUACGGUCUUGAGCGAAGCGAACUUCGACGUCAAACCCGCUGGCACUAACGCUAUUGUAGCUGUCAUUGCUCAUUCUGGUUUCGAUAUGGAGGAUGCCCUUAUCAUCUCUAAGG
Perkinsus marinus ATCC 50983 is the source of this 898-nucleotide messenger RNA. Its product is annotated as DNA-directed RNA polymerase I subunit, putative. The transcript is spliced from 2 exons. Gene Ontology annotation, biological process: DNA-templated transcription. Lineage: Eukaryota; Perkinsozoa; Perkinsida; Perkinsidae. The record is from RefSeq and is a predicted model, not a curated record. The annotation marks the transcript as partial. Gene Ontology annotation, cellular component: nucleus; RNA polymerase I complex. Gene Ontology annotation, molecular function: ribonucleoside binding; DNA-directed RNA polymerase activity; DNA binding.